Messenger RNA from Sinocyclocheilus anshuiensis, 2841 nucleotides. RefSeq names its product cip1-interacting zinc finger protein-like. NCBI's taxonomy places the organism in Eukaryota, Metazoa, Chordata, Actinopteri, Cypriniformes, Cyprinidae. The annotation marks the transcript as partial. Gene Ontology annotation, molecular function: nucleic acid binding; zinc ion binding. The transcript is spliced from 21 exons. Gene Ontology annotation, cellular component: nucleus. The record is from RefSeq and is a predicted model, not a curated record.
GUCUAUGGCAGCUCCUGCGCCUCCUUCUGCUCGUAUGGUCAACCUGUGCUCAGCCUCGCAGACCAUCAUCGCUCCCAACCCCAUGCUGCAGGGGGCGCUGCUCAUGCAGCAGAUGCAGGCGGGUGGCAUGCGUGGCUUUGCGAUGAGUGGGCAACAGUUUCCUCAGUUCUUCACUGCGGGCUCCAGAGCGUCUCUGCUGGGUCCAAUGCCGAUGGGAGUCGCCAUUAAAACCCCACACAUGGGAUUCCCGCGGCACUUCACGCCACACACGCGCUAUUUCACCAGUGAGUUUCAGGCUCGUCAGCCGGACAGAAAGAGGGAAAACGAGCAGAAAUCUGCGGGCAGCAGCGACAGCCAAUCAGAAGCCAGGAGCAGCAGAGCAGAUGAAGCGUCCGCUGCAGUCGAUCCGGGAUGUCAGGAGUCUUCAGAGCAGCCCGAUGAACCAGCGGCCAAAAAACACAAAACACAAGAGUCAGAAGAGCCUGUGGAGACAGAAUCAGCUCAAAGCGAUGAAUAUAAGAGCCCGGAUCCUGCAGAGCUCACUCUGCAGGAGGACGAACCGCUGGCCGCUGAAGCAGACGAACCGAGUCAAGCGGCCGAGCAGGUUGAAAGCACUGAAGCUCCAGAUGAAGGCAUCAGAGAGGGUCCAGACGCCGCCGCCGCAGGCUCUGAUUCGGCCUCGGAGAUCAAGGAGACCGCAGACACUCCUGAGGAGCUCGGAGACGCAGCGGCAGAGACCUCCAACAAGUUCUUCUGCUAUAUUUGCAACAUCACUUGCCAUAACCAGCAAAGUUUCCAGAGCCAUAUGAACGGACUGACGCACCAGCAGAAGAUGAUGGAGAUCCAGCACAUGAGCAACGCGUGUCUCGUCACGCUGCUGCCGCGAGUCCAGGAGUCCCUGCAAGGAGCUCGCAGAGACGGGUCAGAGUUUCUGAGGCAUUUAUGCUUCACUAGCUUAAGGGAAUCAGGCCAUCCGAGUUUGUUUCUUCGGUCACAUAUUAGCAGCAUAACUGGUAGUUUCCAGAGCCAUAUGAACGGACUGACGCACCAGCAGAAGAUGAUGGAGAUCCAGCACAUGAGCAACGCGUGUCUCGUCACGCUGCUGCCGCGAGUCCAGGAGUCCCUGCAAGGAGCUCGCAGAGACGGGUCAGAGUUUCUGAGGCAUUUAUGCUUCACUAGCUUAAGGGAAUCAGGCCAUCCGACAGAUGAAGCGUCCGCUGCAGUCGAUCCGGGAUGUCAGGAGUCUUCAGAGCAGCCCGAUGAACCAGCGGCCAAAAAACACAAAACACAAGAGUCAGAAGAGCCUGUGGAGACAGAAUCAGCUCAAAGCGAUGAAUAUAAGAGCCCGGAUCCUGCAGAGCUCACUCUGCAGGAGGACGAACCGCUGGCCGCUGAAGCAGACGAACCGAGUCAAGCGGCCGAGCAGGUUGAAAGCACUGAAGCUCCAGAUGAAGGCAUCAGAGAGGGUCCAGACGCCGCCGCCGCAGGCUCUGAUUCGGCCUCGGAGAUCAAGGAGACCGCAGACACUCCUGAGGAGCUCGGAGACGCAGCGGCAGAGACCUCCAACAAGUUCUUCUGCUAUAUUUGCAACAUCACUUGCCAUAACCAGCAAAGUUUCCAGAGCCAUAUGAACGGACUGACGCACCAGCAGAAGAUGAUGGAGAUCCAGCACAUGAGCAACGCGUGUCUCGUCACGCUGCUGCCGCGAGUCCAGGAGUCCCUGCAAGGAGCUCGCAGAGACGGUGAGAAGAGGCCGGGUCUGCAGAGAUGGUGCUCCACCUGCCAGACGCACUUCACCACCAAUGUCAUGGAGCAUCGCAGAACCAAGGAGCACAAGCGCUGCAGUCACUCAUCCAGCUCGAGCUGCACCGUCUGUAAGCUGCACUUCAGGACCCCCAGAGAGUUCGUGGAGCACAUGCAGUCUCCGGAGCACAAGCAGCGAGUCCAGCAGCUGUGGAAGGAGUCGGGUGAAGCUGGUGUGGAUCAGCUCGACGCUGACAUGUUUCUGGGUGAAGAGGACGGCGAAUGCAGCGACGACGAGAGAGAAGAAGAGGAGAACGGGAAGGAGGGUGUGGCUGCGCAGAUGGAGGUCACACUGGAGGAUCUGAGCGAAGACGAGGAGUUCGACUCUGACACUGUGUACGGCUCGAGUUUCGUGGUGCCCGUCGCAGGCUUCAUCUGUCGUCUCUGUGAUCAGUUCUAUCACUUUGAGUCUUCGGCUCGACACACACACUGCAAGACGCUCACACACUUCCAGAAGCUCAAGCGUUAUAAAGCCUUAAAGACACACGAAGAGUCCGGCUCAACCUCAGGAGAAGCAGCAGACCACAUGAGUCCAGAACCAGCCCCACAGACCCUACAGUCCUGCAGCAGCAGCAGACAGGAAGUGGAGACGCUCGCACAGGAAGAAGCCGUCGCCAGAGAGCCGGAGGACGAGGGGAAGUCUGUCGGGGGCCGGGGCCGGACUCCUGCUAAGAGACGAGGACGAGGAGGAAGACGACGCUGAGACACACACACAGAGAGCUGUAUCAGCCUCAGAGGACCCUAGUGAAACCACCCUCCGUAGACCGUGUGUGUCCCACAGUUCAGACGGGAUCGUGCCACACACUCGCGCCUCUAGCCCUGUUUGUACAGUAGCUGUGUUUGUCAUGAGCACACCGACCUCAGAAGAAGGGGAUGAUGGGAUACGCCGCCGGAGCAAGACAUCAACACCUCCAGCUCAGAUUUCAGCACAAAACCAACAAGAUGUGUCAUAAAAAUUAAAUAGUUCAAUCCUUAAAGUCAUAAAAUAGGUCUUUUUGGCAUUAUAAUAUAGAUAGAUAGAGAGAGAGAGAGAGAGAG